AAAAAACUUAAAAACCAAAGAAGGAAAAGUAGUCUGUGAGGAAAUCAAAAAGAAAUGGAAACAAUACCACUACUCAAACGUUACAGAAUGGGCAAGCACGAACUCUCUCACAGGGUUGUUUUGGCACCUCUAACAAGAAAUAGGUCAUAUGGAAACGUACCCCAACCACAUGCGGCCCUGUAUUACUCGCAGCGAACCACUAAUGGAGGUCUUCUUAUUACUGAGGCUACUGGAGUUUCCGAAACAGCUCAGGGGUAUCCAGAAACACCAGGAAUUUGGACCAAAGAGCAUGUAGAAGCUUGGAAACCAAUUGUACAAGCUGUUCAUGACAAGGGUGGCCUGUUCUUCUGCCAGAUUUGGCAUGUAGGCAGAGUAUCCAGUUCUGACUUGCAGCCUAAUGGGAAAGCUCCAAUCUCUUGCACUGAUAAGGGAUGCACACCUGGCCUUUACGGAGUGAAUUGGACAGCUCCUCAUCGGUUGAGCAUCGAUGAAAUUGCACAUAUCAUCAAUGAUUUUAAGCUUGCUGCAAGGAAUGCGAUCGAAGCAGGCUUUGAUGGAGUUGAGGUGCAUGGUGCAAAUGGUUACCUUCUCGAUCAAUUUAUGAAGGAUACAGUGAACGAUAGAACAGACGAGUACGGUGGAACCUUAGAAAAACGAUGUCGCUUUGCUCUUGAAGUUGUUAAAGGCAUUGUCGAAGAAGUUGGAGCAGAUAAAGUCGGAGUGAGGCUCUCUCCUUUCGACGAUUAUAUGGAAACAAGCGAUUCAAACCCCCAAGCUCUUGGUGUUUUCAUGGCUGAAUCAUUAAAUAAAUUCGGAAUUUCAUACCUCCAUGUGAUAGAGCCAAGGAUGGACGUCCCCAUGGCAGAUUCUCAGCAAGAAACCCCUCAUAGUAGUUUACCAAUCAGGAAAGCUUUUAAGGGAACUUUCAUUUCUGCUGGAGGUUAUAGGAAAGACAACGGAAACAAAGUUAUCAGUGAGGAUCGUGCUGAUCUCAUUGCAUAUGGUCGUUUGUUUUUGGCUAACCCAGAUUUGCCUAAACGGUUUGCCGUUGAUGCGCCUCUAAAUAAGUACAAUCGUAAUACUUUUCACAGACCUGACCCAACUGUUUUUUUUUUUUUUGAAGGAAAACCUGACCCAGUUGUUGGUUACACAGAUUACCCAUUUUUAGAUCAAGGUAAUUAGUUCAAUUGUCACAUACGUACAAUAAUUGAUUUAGCUUGUUUUCUGUUUUGCCGUGAUCUUGUUCGUGUAUAACUU
This is a messenger RNA of Papaver somniferum (opium poppy), 1257 nucleotides long. RefSeq names its product putative 12-oxophytodienoate reductase 11. The record is from RefSeq and is a predicted model, not a curated record. The coding region runs from base 55 to 1182 and encodes 375 amino acids. The transcript is spliced from 5 exons. NCBI's taxonomy places the organism in Eukaryota, Viridiplantae, Streptophyta, Magnoliopsida, Ranunculales, Papaveraceae. Gene Ontology annotation, molecular function: FMN binding; oxidoreductase activity.